AAAAAGGAGGAGGCUGACUUCAAUACCAGUAAUUUGAAAUCGCAUAAAGGGAAGAAGAUUAAGAGCCUUUCAUUAGGAUUUAAGGUCCAAGCUUACAUCACACUCAAAUUUUUACUGCAUACCUUUGUAGGACUGAAAGUGACGCAGGCUACAGCGCUUUCACCCAUGGCCAACUUGGAGAGAAACAACAAAAUUUUACUCGAUUUAGUGCGACUGCCUUCCAACAACACGUGUGCCGACUGUGGAGCUCCUGAGCCUGGCUGGGCCUCCUACACUCUGUGUGUGUUUCUGUGUGUCCACUGCUCAGGGAUGCAUCGGAACUUGCCCACCAUCAGCAAAGUGAAGUCAAUACGCUUGGACCUAUGGGAAGACUCCCUUGUAGAGGCCAUGCGAGUAAGAGGAAACUCUUUCGCCAAAGCCACAUAUGAAAAACAUGUUCCCGCUUAUUUCUACCGGCCUCAGCAGACAGACUGUGUCGUUCUUAAGGACCAGUGGAUCCGCGCCAAGUACGAGAGAAGAGAGUUCACAGGGGAACAAUUCAUUCAUCAAUCUAAUGGCCCAGAUACCACACAGGUAGUACUGUGGAAGAAGCGCAAAGACAACAGGAACUUUUUCAAAAGGAUCUUCCUGCUGUCCCGUAGUGACUUUACCCUUAAAUACUUCACCAAAGAAGCUUCUAGAGAUCCCAAAGCUGUAAUCAGCAUGAAGGAGCUGAAUGCGGUUUUCCAGCCCGAGAAGAUCGGUCACGCUCACGGACUGCAGAUCUCCUACAUGCACGAGGAACGGAGCAGGAACAUGUUUGUUUACCAUGACAAUGGACAGGUCAUCGUUUCCUUUUUUAAUGCAAUUCGUGCAACCCGCUUGGAGUACCUCCAGAAGAAGCAUCCCGGUCUCGGACUGAAUGAGUUAAUGCCGCAGAUAACCAGGCAUUGCCUCAAGGAAGGGUUUAUGGAGAAAACUGGCCCAACGCAGCGUGAGUCAUUCAAGAAGAGGUGGUUCACAUUGUGCACAAUGAAUAGGAAACUGCUUUAUUAUAAGUCUCCACUGGACGCCACAGAGCUGGGCGCCGUCUUCAUCGGCACCGAGAGCCACAACUACUCUGUGACGGGGGACAGCAGACACAGCUCCAGAGGAGGCCGCUGGCACUGCGCUAUCACUCUGCGGACUCCUGAGAGGCAGUAUGUGUUCAUGUGUGAACAGGAACAGGAGCAGCAAGAGUGGAUGGAAGCCUUUAGAAAGGUCAUAGGUCAGCCCAUGACCCCUGAAGACUACGCUAACGAAGCCAACUUGAGAAGAGGAAAAUGACGACUAGCAUCUCAAGUGUUUAACACGUAAACAAAGAAAAUGGGACACGCGGCCAUGACACUUAUAAGAAGUCAAGACUGAAAAAAUGUAUGCACUGUAAGUGGUCACCAACUUCCGCUCUUUUGAAAAUACUUUUUGCAAGAUUUCCAGAAGAACAUUAGUGCAGUCAAAGUUCAUGAUGUUAGCUAAGGUGUGCUUUUAACAGAAAGCUCACCCAAAAUGUCUUAAGGUUAACAAAUGAUUAACAAUGGUGCAAUUACACAAUUACUGGAUGAUACUGAAUAUAGGGUAAAACAUUUUUUCAAAUCAUUUGGGAUAGGCUCUAGCACCUCCCGCGUCCCCGUAAUGGACAAGCGGUAGAAAAUGGAUGGAUGGAUACAUUUAAAAAUAAAGUUAAUUACAAUAAAUAAAUUACAUAUUUCUUAGCUGAUUUUUUUUUUUUGAUGACUUUACUUCAUUCAUGACUGUUAUUUUUGAAGUAGCAGCACUCCUCUGUUGUUUGCCAGCUUGCAAACAACCUUUCCUUCAGAGCAAUGGUGUAUGUGAGUGACAGGAAGAAAAGCUCAGACUCGCUUGGAAACUCCACAGAUAAGUAAUAAAUAAUCUGGAAAAAAAAUGUUUUUUAUAUUUGGGUCAAUAUGGUAAUUGGUAUAAUAUUCAAUUUGAUUGGUUGGUGAUAUUUAUUGGUGUGUUUUUAUUAUUAAAUGACUCCAAACAUACUAAUACAGAAUUUGCAUUUUAUUUGUUUG
This is a messenger RNA of Nerophis ophidion (straightnose pipefish), 2054 nucleotides long. Its product is annotated as arf-GAP with dual PH domain-containing protein 2-like. Bases 166 to 1305 code for a protein of 379 amino acids. The record is from RefSeq and is a predicted model, not a curated record. Gene Ontology annotation, molecular function: phosphatidylinositol bisphosphate binding; GTPase activator activity. Gene Ontology annotation, biological process: positive regulation of GTPase activity. NCBI's taxonomy places the organism in Eukaryota, Metazoa, Chordata, Actinopteri, Syngnathiformes, Syngnathidae. The transcript has 12 exons. Gene Ontology annotation, cellular component: plasma membrane; intracellular membrane-bounded organelle.